This is a messenger RNA of Hyaloscypha bicolor E, 1425 nucleotides long. RefSeq names its product phosphoserine phosphatase. Gene Ontology annotation, biological process: dephosphorylation; L-serine biosynthetic process. NCBI's taxonomy places the organism in Eukaryota, Fungi, Ascomycota, Leotiomycetes, Helotiales, Hyaloscyphaceae. Gene Ontology annotation, molecular function: magnesium ion binding; L-phosphoserine phosphatase activity. The record is from RefSeq and is a predicted model, not a curated record. Bases 1 to 1425 code for a protein of 474 amino acids. Gene Ontology annotation, cellular component: cytoplasm. The transcript has a single exon.
AUGGCGGAUAUUGAUACCCCAACCAGAGCUGGCCGGCCAAGCUUCGGUACGAACAUGCGCAGCCGUUCCUAUCUGCAGGAACAUCAGCAGUACCGGCCCCCGCAGCAAGACGGACACCAAGGCAUUGACAGCAUAGUUGAGGGCAUUCAAAAUGCCAAAAUCGAUGCUCCAAAGACUAUCCACCCCUACAACGGAGUCCCCUCGCCGAAAUCUCCUCCAAAGAUCAUCGACAGCGGGCUCAACCACACCUUGUCGCAUACGAAUUGUCAGCCUGCUCCCGGACAUCGUUCUGACCGACUGAUCGCAACCUUGAUCUACAAGACGAAAGCCCCUCGAGCAACUAUCACCGACUAUCCACCCGACCGCUCACCAUCGCCGGCGUUGACGGCCAAAUCGCGCGAACUUCCUCCAAAUCUCGCACCAGUUCGCACACUGUCCAACUUCCCACUCGAACCUCCUCCACCAGACCCAGAACCACUCGAUCAUCUAUACGGCAGUUACAUAUCUCCUCUAUGCCUGACGUCCUUUCUACACCUCAUCGCCUCUCUGCCAACCCGGCAAGGCUCCGAGACGCUGAUCUCAUCCCACCGCUGCUUGGACAACCCUACCCAUCCCGCCAUCGUCGAGCUUACGGUCUCGCCAACUCCUGACCCCACAUACCUUACACUUGAAGACCUACGUAAGCAUGAAUUGAUCUACCGAUUUGAGCGAGAAUGGAACGUCGAUGUGAUCCUGCAGGCAGACACUGUGCUCCGACGAUAUCCGCGGUUGGUAGUUUUUGAUAUGGAUUCGACCCUCAUCGAGCAGGAAGUCAUUGAUCUUAUUGCUGCGUCUAUUGGAGUGGAGGACAAGGUUUCUGCCAUCACAGCACGGGCUAUGAAUGGAGAAUUGGAUUUCUCUUCGUCAUUCAAGGAGAGGGUCAUGUUGCUGAAAGGUGUCGAGGCGGAUAUUUUCACGAAGCUCAGGACAGUCAUCACCCCAACGAAGGGUGUCAAGGAACUCAUUCGAGGGCUGAAGCGAAUGGGUGUCAAGACUGCCGUUUUCUCCGGCGGCUUUAUUCCUCUUACUCAGUGGCUUGCAGACCACCUAGGACUCGACUACGCUUUUGCAAACACGAUUGCUUCUGACCCCACAACCAAUCUGUUGACUGGAGAAGUGGUUGGAACCAUUGUCAAUGCAGAGAGGAAACGCGAUUUGAUGCUCGAGAUCGCCGAGAAGGAGAAAGUGCCAUUGGAGCAAGUUAUUGCUGUGGGUGAUGGCGCAAAUGAUCUGCUGAUGAUGAAAGCAGCCGGACUGGGAGUCGCCUGGAAUGCCAAGCCGCUUGUUCAAAUGGAAGCUGAAGCUCGGUUGAAUGGAGACAGUCUAUUGGAUCUCUUGCAUAUCUUUGGAUUGACCGCAGAGGAGGUUCAGACAUUGAUCCGAUAA